Messenger RNA from Nannospalax galili (Upper Galilee mountains blind mole rat), 5862 nucleotides. RefSeq names its product zinc finger CCCH-type containing 7B (gene Zc3h7b). The transcript has 24 exons. Bases 291 to 3347 code for a protein of 1018 amino acids. The record is from RefSeq and is a predicted model, not a curated record. Gene Ontology annotation, molecular function: miRNA binding; metal ion binding; protein binding. Lineage: Eukaryota; Metazoa; Chordata; Mammalia; Rodentia; Spalacidae. Gene Ontology annotation, biological process: miRNA processing.
GCGCGCUCUAGGACCCGAGGAGGACCGAGCUGUCGGGAGACCGAGCCUCGUCGGGUGCUGCCGCGAGCGGCCGGCCGAGGGGGCUGGAAAUGAAAGUAAAGCGCUCCGGAGCCACAUGGACCGAGCUGCCGGGGCGGCGGCGCCGGGAGCAGGAUGCGGCCGCCCGUAAUUAAAUAGCAUUUACUCUUAUUAUUACUAAUAAUAAUAACGUAAUCAUACCUCUAGUCAUAGCAUACCAUUUAUCGGGCUCGGCGCAGGCCCGCGGGGAGCGCAGCCCGGCCGAGACACUGAUGGAGAGGCAGAAACGGAAGGCGGACAUCGAGAAGGGGCUGCAGUUCAUUCAGUCAACACUACCCCUAAAGCAAGAGGAAUAUGAGGCCUUCCUACUCAAGCUUGUGCAGAACCUGUUUGCUGAGGGCAAUGACCUGUUUCGGGAAAAGGACUAUAAGCAGGCUCUGGUGCAGUACAUGGAAGGGCUGAAUGUGGCCGACUACGCCGCCUCUGACCAGGUGGCCUUGCCUCGGGAACUGCUGUGUAAGCUUCAUGUCAACAGAGCUGCCUGCUACUUCACCAUGGGCCUGUAUGACAAGGCGCUGGAGGACAGUGAAAAGGCACUGGGCCUGGACGGCGAGAGCAUCCGGGCACUGUUCCGCAAGGCACGUUCUCUCAACGAGCUGGGACGCCACAAGGAGGCCUAUGAAUGCAGCAGCCGGUGCUCGCUUGCCCUGCCCCAUGAUGAAAGUGUCACUCAGCUGGGUCAGGAGCUGGCUCAGAAGCUUGGACUGCGGGUGCGGAAGGCAUAUAAGAGGCCCCAGGAGUUGGAAACCUUUUCCCUGCUUAGUAACGGCACCCUGGCUGGCGUGGCAGAUCAGGGAACCUUGAAUGGAUUGGGAUCCAUAGAUGACAUUGAAACAGCACUCUUGCAGCUACUGAGGCCUACCCCCUCCACAGACUGCUAUGUGGACCUACGAGGCUCCCCGGCCCUGCUCCCCUCCACCCCCACGAUGCCUCUGUUCCCUCAUGUUCUGGACCUACUGGCCCCCCUGGAUGGCAGCAGCAGGACACUCCCCAGCACUGAGUGCCUGGACGACUUCUCAGAUGGGGAUGUCUUUGGUCCAGAGCUGGACACCCUCCUGGACUCGCUGUCUCUGGUCCAGGGUGGCCUUCCUGGCAGUGGUGUGCCUAGUGAGCUGCCCCAGCUGAUCCCUGUGUUCCCUGGCGGGACCCCACUACUGCCACCCGUGGUGGGUGGCUCCAUCCCCGUGUCCAGCCCACUGCCUCCUGCCUCAUUUGGUCUCGUCAUGGAUCCCUCCAAGAAGCUGGCUGCUUCUGUGCUGGAUGCCCUUGACUCUCCAGGGCCCACGUUGGACCCCCUAGACCUGUUGCCAUACUCUGAGACCCGUCUGGAUGCCCUCGACAGCUUUGGGUCGGCCCAAGGCUCCCUGGACAAGCCUGACUCCUUCGUGGAAGAGACCAACUCACAGGACCACCGUCCCCCAAGCAGUACUCAGAAACCAGCCUCCUCACCGGAGCCCUCCAUGCCCAAUACCGCCUUGCUCAUCAAGAACCCUCUGGCUGCCACCCAUGAAUUCAAGCAGGCCUGCCAGCUGUGUUACCCUAAAACAGGCCCCAGAGCUGGUGAUUACACCUACCGCGAGGGCCUCGAGCACAAGUGCAAGCGAGAUGUCCUCCUCGGCCGACUCCGAAGCUCUGAGGAACAGAUCUGGAAGCGUAUCCGGCCCCGGCCCACCAAAACCAGUUUUGUCGGCUCUUACUACCUGUGCAAAGGGGAAGUGAGGGAGCUCAGAUCCUGGGGCCCCUGGGGCCAUCAAGGCAUCUCUCCUCCUGACCAACUCCAAAGAUGGAGGACAUUCAGGGUGUCCCGAGGAUCUCGAGCCCCACAGUGGCCUGCGCUCUUGCAUGAGGAGAUCGACGUGUGGACAGAGGAGCGGAAGGGCACCCUCAACCGAGACCUACUCUUCGACCCUCUUGGGGGCGUCAAGCGUGGCAGCCUCACCAUUGCCAAGCUCCUUAAGGAGCAUCAGGGCAUCUUCACCUUCCUCUGUGAGAUCUGCUUUGACAGUAAGCCCCGGAUCAUCAGCAAAGGCACCAAGGACUCUCCAUCUGUCUGUUCCAACCUGGCCGCCAAGCACAGCUUCUACAACAACAAGUGCCUGGUGCACAUCGUCCGCUCCACCUCUCUCAAGUACUCCAAGAUCCGCCAGUUCCAGGAGCACUUCCAGUUCGACGUGUGCCGCCACGAGGUGCGCUAUGGCUGUCUGCGGGAGGACAGCUGCCACUUUGCCCAUAGCUUCAUCGAGCUCAAGGUCUGGCUGCUGCAGCAGUACUCAGGCAUGACCCACGAAGACAUUGUUCAGGAAUCCAAGAAGUACUGGCAACAGAUGGAAGCCCAUGCGGGAAAGGCCAGCAGCAGCUUGGGUGCCCCAAGGACACAUGGGCCCAGCACCUUUGACCUGCAGAUGAAGUUUGUGUGUGGUCAGUGCUGGAGGAAUGGGCAGGUGGUGGAGCCUGACAAGGACCUCAAGUAUUGCAGUGCCAAGGCCCGGCAUUGCUGGACCAAGGAGAGACGGGUCCUUCUGGUGAUGUCCAAGGCCAAGAGGAAAUGGGUGUCGGUGAGGCCACUGCCAUCCAUUCGCAACUUUCCACAGCAAUAUGAUCUCUGCAUCCACGCGCAGAAUGGUCGCAAGUGCCAGUAUGUGGGGAACUGCUCCUUCGCACACAGCCCUGAGGAGAGAGACAUGUGGACCUUCAUGAAGGAGAACAAGAUCCUGGAUAUGCAGCAGACCUAUGACAUGUGGCUGAAAAAACACAAUCCAGGGAAGCCCGGAGAGGGAACCCCCAUCAGCUCCCGGGAAGGAGAGAAGCAGAUCCAGAUGCCCACUGACUACGCCGACAUCAUGAUGGGCUACCACUGCUGGCUCUGUGGCAAGAACAGCAACAGCAAGAAGCAGUGGCAGCAGCACAUCCAGUCUGAGAAGCACAAAGAGAAGGUCUUCACUUCUGACAGUGAUACCAGUGGCUGGGCCUACCGCUUCCCCAUGGGCGAGUUCCGGCUCUGCGACAGGCUCCAGAAGGGUAAGGCCUGCCCAGACGGGGACAAGUGCCGCUGCGCGCAUGGACAAGAAGAACUCAACGAGUGGCUGGACCGGCGUGAGGUGCUGAAGCAAAAGCUGGCCAAGGCCCGAAAGGACAUGCUUCUGUGCCCUCGGGAUGAUGACUUCGGCAAAUACAACUUCCUACUGCAAGAAGAUGGGGACACUGCUGGUGCCACCCCAGAAGCCCCUGUUGCUGCCACUGCUACCGCUGCCACCACCACUGGAGAAUAGGGCCAGGUCUCAGCUCUGGGCAAAUCCUGGGGUUGGGGGUGGGUUGGGGACAGAAAGCCUGACAGAAUGGCCAGGGAAGGCCAGUUGGGGGUAGGGGACCACUCCAUCAGGCAGCCCUCCGUCCCGUGGGACCUUGUCUAUCCUUUCCACCCCUACCACCCCAGAUAUGUGUGCCCAGAUCAUGUGCUACAGCCCCAAGUGGUCCCAGGGUCCUUGUCCUAUAAAAAUGGGGGCAGCCCCUCCCCCACCCUGGAUCUCCUGGUUGGGGAAGGGAGGGGCCUGGCUGACCCUCCAGCUUCGGCCUAUAGCUUUAACUUCUGUCUGCUCCUAAAGGGGGCCCAAAGCUCAGGGCUGGGGAGCCUGGGGUCCCCACUUGAAUCUGCAGCAGGAGGGUCCUUCUCCCUGUCUACCUUCCCUUUCUCCCUUUCCCUGCAGGUAGAUCAGGACACAGUAGCAGACACAGACAGGAGGUCCCAAUGAGCUUUAAAAUGCAGUUCUGAGGUAGAACUGGGGACACUGUAAUGGUCACUUACCACCUGAGGUUUCAGUUCCCCACUGUCAUCGAAAGGGGUAGGGCUGAGCUAGCCAUCCGAAGCUGGACUAAGGAGUCUGGGUGUCCUAACAACUACCCCACUCCAUCCCUCUGCCUAGCCCUCUCCCCUGUGAGCCACUAGUGUAGACUGUACCUCAGACUUUGGAGUUAAUCCAACCCAGUCCCAUUUUGCAAAACAGGUCUAGCAGGAGCAGUUUUCCAGCUCCCUGCUGGAGUAGGGCUAGUGAGCAGCUGGAAUCUCUGGGCUCCUCAGCCCCCAUACAACAUCCCUGGGAGCUGGGGAUGGGCCAGUCAGAGGAGAGCCCUCCACACCUGAGGAUGGUGUGGGGUAAUCAGAGGAGGUUCUCCAUGUGCAUUCCUAGACAGGGUAGCAGAGCUCAGGGCACUGCCAGUUCAGGUUCUCCACAAGUCACAAAGCAUGGAGAGGGGUCAGGAUGAUAGAGAGAACAGGGAGAUGACCUUGAGCUCUGUGGUCCACUAGGGGACAUAACCCCUCUUUCCUAGGGACUCAGUGUAGCCCUCUCCCAAGACCCAUACUGUUAUGCUCAUUUAUCCCAGCCCCACCCCAUGUCCAACCCUGCCAGCUGCCUAGGACCCUAGCUGACCCCCAGCCCAUGCCCCCACCCACCAAAGCCUCUCCCAGUGUCUGACAUAUGCCUGUGCACCUCUUCAUCCCACACAGCCCCCCAUGGGUAGACUCAGCCUGCCCUGGUUCCUUAGACAUUCCAGAAUGCUCCAUGCCAUUGGCACAAGGAGUGGGGCACCCCAGGAAAGAACCAGGGACUAAGGCUAUUGGGGAGUGAGAUGAGAAAAUAGACGCCCUGUAUUUCUCCCCCAGCCAGGACUGCCAGUACUCUAUGACAUAAUGAUGGGCGCCUGGGCAUAGAGGACACUAUUCCUCAUGCCGCUGCUGCCCAAGCUCCCAAUAAUCAUGGCAUGCACCCUUUACUCCUCCUCUGCCCCCUUUCCCUGCCCUCAGCAGGCCAGCACCACAGAGUUUGGAUGCUGGUGGCAUGACUGGAGGGGAGGAGAGACCAUACCCAAGGUGGGGGCCGUGGCCGUGAAUGUCGAUGAUUCUUGUUCUCCUGAUCCGUGGUGUUGCAGUCUGUCGUCACCAGCCUUGUUUUUAGUGUGUAUAUAUGUCGCCCCUGUGAUACAUAUAUACACAGGUAUUAAAUAUAUCGCUCUAUAUAAUAUUAUAUAUGUGUGUGGUAUCCAAGGAAUCUCUUCUAAUGAGGGCUAAAGAUAAAGAAUUUAAUGAGAAUAUGCAGUCAUCCUUGUGAGCUUUGGGUGUGUUUAUCAGGGGUCAUCUGGCUAUUUAGGAAACCAGGACUGGAGCCAUGGCUCAGAGAUGAUUUGGGCAGAAAGGGCACGAUAGCCCACACCUGGGUCCUGCUCUGCCUACAACUUUCCCACAUACCCAUGUCUAGAAGGACGCACCAGAGUGCUCAGGAAAAGAAAAUAAUUGGUGUUUGUUUCCCCACCAAAGGAGAAGGGUGAGUCCAGUUUUCCUCUGUUUAGCCUGUUCAUCUGUCCAAGGGACCCUGGGAUCCAGACUCCCUGGGCUUCCAGACCUGGAUCCCCCAACAGGGAAGAGAAGAGGAGAGUGUGAGUCAGGGAGGACCUAGGGUACAAGACAACAAAACACUUUUAAUGACGAGUAUAGUUCAUCCAGAUAUGACCCCUCCAGGGCCUCUCGCUGGGUUGCUCAGAGAAUUAAAUCUGGACCUGUACCCAGAGACAAGAUGGCAUAAUGGACAUAGAGCUGGGGCAGUGGGGAAGGAUGCUGUGUUUCUCGCUGGGCAGUAAUCAAUCUAAUGGUCCUUUAAAAAUGUCUGUGUAUUAAAAAUUUAAGAAUACCACACUUUAAUAUUAAAUAUCAUAAGGUCUAGUAUCUUGAUAAUAAUGUAGAUGUUUUAAUAACAAUUUUUGUCCUUCUUAAAAUAAAAUGAGAGAAACUUG